UAAAGUUGCUACAAAGUGACCUUGGGCUGCAGCGUUUUCUCCCCUCCCCCCUUACAUCCGGGCGCUGCUCACCCCCGCCGCGCCUGCGCACCGCACCCCGCGCCCCAUUCAGUCCGCUCGACCUCCGCUGCUGCAGCCGAGAGGCGGAUUCCAGCGCCGAGGAGGCCCCGGGGACACAGCGCCAGCCCACAGCCCUCUGCCAUGUUCGCCUGCGUGAAGCUCGCCUCCUCCCCGGCCCUGAUCCGUGCAGGAUCAAGAGUCUUGUACAGACCAAUUUCCGCAUCAGUGUUGUCUAGGCCAGAGGUCAGGACUGGAGAGGGCAGCUCAACACUUAAUGGAGCCCAGAAUGCUGUCUUCCAAGUAGCACUUAGAGAGUUCCAGACCAGUGCUGUCAGCAGGGACAUUGACACUGCUGCCAAAUUUAUUGGUGCUGGCGCUGCCACAGUAGGAGUGGCUGGUUCUGGUGCUGGUAUCGGAACCGUCUUUGGUAGUCUAAUCAUUGGUUAUGCCAGAAAUCCCUCUCUGAAGCAGCAGCUGUUUUCAUAUGCUAUCCUGGGAUUCGCCCUGUCUGAAGCUAUGGGUCUCUUUUGUCUGAUGGUUGCUUUCUUGAUCCUGUUUGCAAUGUGAAGAGAUCUGCUGCUCGUAAUGUUAGCAUUAGUAAACUACAAAUGUAAUUGUAUGUAUUUUACUGAGGCUCCCAAAAUGUUGGUGUCAUGGAAACGAACAUUAUUUCCAAAGUCAUUUCAUUAAAGAUAAUAACUUUAACUGUC
Molecule: messenger RNA, 770 nt
Organism: Mauremys reevesii (Reeves's turtle)
Lineage: Eukaryota; Metazoa; Chordata; Testudines; Geoemydidae
Gene: ATP5MC3
Product: ATP synthase membrane subunit c locus 3
Exons: 5
Coding region: 202-627 (141 amino acids)
Biological process (GO): proton transmembrane transport; proton motive force-driven ATP synthesis
Molecular function (GO): proton transmembrane transporter activity
Source: RefSeq, a predicted model, not a curated record